Molecule: messenger RNA, 1257 nt
Organism: Helianthus annuus (common sunflower)
Lineage: Eukaryota; Viridiplantae; Streptophyta; Magnoliopsida; Asterales; Asteraceae
Product: GDSL esterase/lipase At3g62280
Exons: 5
Coding region: 20-1075 (351 amino acids)
Molecular function (GO): hydrolase activity, acting on ester bonds
Source: RefSeq, a predicted model, not a curated record
ACAUCAAGUGAUCUAAAAUAUGAAAAUUGUAAAUGCAUUUUGGGGGCUUUUAUGGUUUAGUAUGCUCUUUGGUAUCUCACUGUCUAGACCUAUGAUUAUCAACUUUGGUGAUGCAAAUUCUGACACUGGAGGCGUGCUAGCCGGCGCUGGACUCCCCAUCGGCCUUCCACAUGGCAUUACAUUCUUCCACAAAGGCACUGGCCGAUUCGGCGAUGGUCGACUCAUCCUUGACUUUAUCUGUGAGCAUCUGAAGCUGGGCUAUCUGAGCCCAUAUAUGGAAUCACUGGCACCAAAUUUCACUAGUGGUGUAAACUUUGCAGUAGCCGGAGGCAUGAUUCUACCACCGUUUAUUCCUUUUCAUCUUGGUGCGCAAGUUCGCCAGUUCAUCCAUUUCAAGAAUCGCUCGCUUGAACUCCUCUCGCAAGGUUCUGGGAACUUUAUAAACGAAGAUGGAUUCCGUAACGCGCUUUACAUGAUAGAUAUGGGACAAAAUGAUAUUUUGGAAGCACUGUAUGCGUCAAAUCUUACUUACGCACCAGUUGCAGCCCAAAUACCAUCUUUCGUAGCAGACACUAAACUUGCUAUUCAAAAUCUAUACCAGUACGGUGCUAGAAAGUUCUGGAUAUUCAGCACCGGGCCACAAGGUUGUGCUCCUAAAGAACUCGCGUUACAUGCACACAAAGAUACCGAUCUUGACAGCAUCGGUUGCUAUCGCGUCCACAACGAUCUAUCAAAACUUUUCAACAAAGGUUUAAGUAGAAUGUGUGACGAGUUGAGACCGGUGUUAAAAGAUGCAGUUAUCGUGUAUGUGGAUGUAUACAAAAUCAAAUAUGAUCUGUUUGCCAACCCUUCAAAAUAUGGAUUUGUAAAACCGCAUAAAGCGUGCUGCGGGUAUGGAGGGGAUCCAAAUAAUUACAAUGUGAAAGCGACGUGCGGGCAGCCUGGAUACAACAUGUGUAGUAACGUAUCGUCGGCUAUUAUAUGGGAUGGUGUUCAUUACACAGAAGCUGCAAAUAAAAUAGUUGCUUCCGAAAUCCUCUCCAUGUCAUUGCUAAAACUAGACGAGUUCUGGUAGAUCCGAAAUUGGAAGAAUAAAUUGCUGAAUGAAUAAGAUGGAUGGAUGAAUGAAUGUUAUUUUUGGAUUUGAUAAACAGUUAAGUUUUAUGUAUUUGACACUGUUUCCAGCAUUUAUAAUGAACAGAAAAUGCAGAUCUAACUUCAAAUUUGAUUUAGAUUAUUAAAUUCGAUGCUCGGGUA